AUGGUGGUCAGGGCUGAUUUUGCAUACCCAUUUGGACAAGUUUUGCAUGGAGAGAGAAACAACAGAAUUGAGGAUGGAGCCCUGGCUCAGCUCACCUCAUCAACUUCCACCAUUUGCCUGCCAGCCCAGCCCAUGCUCCCUGGCCCAGGAAGAAGGAAUCCACACGCUUCUCCCAUGCCCCCUGUUGUCUCUCUGUGCAGAAACACUCCCCAGGCCCCAGCCCCAGCACCCUUCUCACAGUCUCUGCUCUCUACAGGAACAGGAGACACUUUCACCAUCAACUGCUCAGGCUUUGACCAGCACGGGGUGGAUCCCGCCACCUUCAAAGCAGUGUUUGACAGAAAAGCCUUCCCUCCAGUCACCAACUUCAGCCUUCCCACUCAUGUCAACAUCUCCUUCACCCUGUAUGCCAUCCUGGAAGUAGAUGCACAGCUUCAACUGAUGACAUCAUUCCUGUGGCUGAAUAUGAUCUGGUACAACCCAUUCAUCAGGUGGAACCCAAAGGAAUGCGGGGGCAUCAGGAAGCUCAGCAUGGCAGCUGAGAACUUGUGGCUUCCAGAUAUCUUCAUCGAGGAGUUCAUGGAUGUGGAUAAGACACCUACAGGUCUCAUGGCUUAUGUCAACAGUGAUGGUCGCAUCAAAUACAACAAGCCAAUGCGGGUGGUCAGCAUCUGCAACCUGGACAUCUUCUACUUCCCCUUUGAUGAACAGAACUGCACGUUCACCUUCAGCUCUUUCAUCUACACAGUGGAGAAUAUGGUCCUGGGCAUGGAUAAGGAUGUGCAGGAGAUUUUGAAAACAUCACAGAACAUCAUUUGGAGCAAGGGGGAGUGGGUACUUCAGGGUAUCCAUCAAAGAAUGAAGAAGACGACUAUGGGCACCAAUGAGUAUGACAAAAUCAUCUUCCAUGUGGCCAUCAGGCGCAGGCCCAGACUCUACAUCAUCAACCUUCUGGUGCCCAGUAGUUUUCUGAUGGCCAUCGAUGCCCUCAGCUUCUUCCUGCCGGCAGAAAGUGGGAACCGUGCCCCAUUCAAGAUGACACUUCUGCUGGGCUACAACGUCUUCCUGCUCAUGAUGAAUGACUUACUCCCGGCCAGUGGCACCCCACUCAUCAGUGUGAAGGAGCCCGUGGAGUUGGUGGGGAAGGUGCCAGGUCCAAAAGAGGCAGAGUUAAAUGGGUGCCCUGGGUCAACAAGGGCCCAGCAAGAAGACGAGGCUCAGAAGCAGCACUUGGUCAGCCUGUGGGUGCAGUUCAGCCGCGUGAUGGACACCCUGCUCUUCCGUCUCUACCUGCUCUUCAUGGCCACCUCCAUCAUCACUGUCAUCGUCCUCUGGAACACCUAG
Messenger RNA from Vicugna pacos (alpaca), 1344 nucleotides. Lineage: Eukaryota; Metazoa; Chordata; Mammalia; Artiodactyla; Camelidae. The record is from RefSeq and is a predicted model, not a curated record.